This is a messenger RNA of Macrosteles quadrilineatus (aster leafhopper), 718 nucleotides long. Its product is annotated as peptidyl-prolyl cis-trans isomerase H-like. Gene Ontology annotation, molecular function: peptidyl-prolyl cis-trans isomerase activity. The record is from RefSeq and is a predicted model, not a curated record. Gene Ontology annotation, biological process: protein peptidyl-prolyl isomerization; protein folding. The coding region runs from base 146 to 700 and encodes 184 amino acids. Gene Ontology annotation, cellular component: intracellular membrane-bounded organelle. NCBI's taxonomy places the organism in Eukaryota, Metazoa, Arthropoda, Insecta, Hemiptera, Cicadellidae. The transcript has 4 exons.
UUUGGUUUGGACUUAGACUUUGGUUAUUUGUGCCUUGUUUAUGUUUGUAUUGUCGUUUUAUGUAAAGAAAUAAAGCCAGCCCGGGCCCACAGUGGCAAUAACUAAUUUAUGUUAAUGCUGUUCCUUUAAUUCUAUUGUCUUUAAAAUGCCUACUUGGAAUCAGAUCCAAUCUCAAUUAAGGAGCCCAAAUAACCCGGUUGUGUUUUUUGACAUUAGUGUCGGGGCAACGGAAAUUGGAAGAAUGGUAAUGGAGUUAUUUGCAGAUGUGGUACCAAAAACAAGUGAGAACUUCAGACAGUUUUGUACAGGGGAAUACCGCAAAGAUGGAGUCCCUCUUGGUUUCAAAGGAGCGACUUUCCACAGAGUAAUAAAGGAUUUCAUGAUCCAAGGUGGAGAUUUUGUAAAUGGUGAUGGAACCGGAGUAAUGAGUAUUUAUGGAGGGGGAACUUACACAGACGAGAACUUCAUCAUGAAACACGAUGCUCCAGGUCUACUCUCAAUGGCAAACAGUGGUAAAGACACAAAUGGUUGUCAGUUUUUCAUAACGUGUGCAAAGUGUAAUUUCCUUGAUGGAAAACAUGUUGUGUUUGGACGUGUAAUUGAUGGACUUCUUGUGAUGCGAAAGAUUGAAAAUGUUCCGACAGGACCAAACAAUAAACCUAAGAUACCGGUUGUAAUAUCACAGUGUGGUCAAAUGUAAUAUUAUAUUUUAUAUUUU